Priapulus caudatus is the source of this 1558-nucleotide messenger RNA. Its product is annotated as protein pellino-like. Gene Ontology annotation, biological process: protein polyubiquitination; regulation of Toll signaling pathway. Lineage: Eukaryota; Metazoa; Priapulida; Priapulimorpha; Priapulimorphida; Priapulidae. Gene Ontology annotation, molecular function: ubiquitin protein ligase activity; protein binding. The transcript is spliced from 11 exons. The record is from RefSeq and is a predicted model, not a curated record.
UAACAAAACGUUGCGUUCUUAACCGAUGACUACCGGUCUAUUAUUAUGCUAUAACUCAUCAUGUCAUGCCGGUCAAACUAGUGUGAGGUUCGGUGGCGCACGCACCUGUUGGCCGACCGUGGAGCAGACGGAUGACCUGGAGGCGAGCGCAUCGAUGGCGCCCCCUACAGAGUCGGCGACGUCGGGCAUGUGGAGAGGCAGCCAACAGCGGUCGCUAUCCCAAGAGUCAACAUCGGAAGACGGAAGAGUGUCGUUGCCGUCAAGCAGUCCAAUAUCACCGAUCUCACACGACGGCCACCAUCAGCACCACCGCUACCACGGAACGCCGAAGGAGGCUGGCAUGAUUAAAUACGGAGAGCUCAUCGUGCUCGGAUACAAUGGCAUCUUGCCGCAGGGAGACAAGGGCAGGAGGAGAAGCAAGUUCAUCCUAUACAAGAGGAAACUAGCGAAUGGUGUUAAGCCCUCCAGACAACACAUUGUGCAAAAACCUCAAAAUGCAAAAGUGAUAUCAUCAGGAGUGUAUAGUAUAGACUAUUGUCUGUAGACUGUAUAUAGUGUGUUUAUAUUAUACACUCCUGGCAUCGGCACAUUGCCGUACGUUUACCCACAGAUCGGCCGGUCAUCCGAAACGCCCAUCGACUUCGUCGUCAUGGAUACGAUUCCGGGUGACAAGCAGGCGGACAGCAUCAUCACUCAGAGCACGAUCAGCAGGUUCGCCUGCCGCGUCACGUGCGACAGGAGCGUGCCGGACCGAUCGCGCGUCUACGCAGCCGGCUUCGACUCCUCACGCAACAUCUUCCUCGGGGAAAAGGCGACGAAGUGGCAGAAGAGCGACGAGGGUGGUGAAAUCGACGGACUCACGACGAACGGCAUUCUCAUCAUGCAUCCGAAGGGCAAGUUCUUCGGCGGACGCGCAGAGCCGGGAAUUUGGCGAGAGGUGUCCGUGUGUGGCAGCGUCUACGCUCUCAGGGAGUCCAGGUCUGCCCCACAGAAGGGGGCGCUGGUGGAGGAUGAGUCCAAUGUUCUCCUGGAUGGCACUCUCGUUGAUCUCUGUGGAGCAACGUUGUUGUGGAGGUCCGCAGCCAGCCUUAGUCUUUCACCUACGAAGCGGUAUCUGGAGCACCAGGUGGAGGAGCUAAACGCCGGCCGGCCGCAGUGUCCCGUCGGGCUCAACACGCUAGUCAUACAGAAGAAGAACACGCUCGUCGAGUCGGACAAGCAGCCGUACGUGUACCUGUCGUGCGGGCACGUGCAGGGCGAGCACUCGUGGGGGCGCGAGGACGAGACGCGGCGUCGCUGCCCGAUGUGCCAGCAGGUGGGGCCAGUAGUUAAGUUGCAGAUGGGGAUUGAGCCUGCGUUCUAUGUGGAUACAAACAUACCAACGCAUUGUUUCAACCCUUGUGGUCACAUGGCUUCCGAACAAACUGUCAAGUACUGGGCAUCCGUUCCGCUUCCCUAUGGCUGCCACGGUUUCCGAGCAGCGUGUCCCUUCUGUGCCAUUCCUCUCAUCAGCGACACAGGAUGGCAGAAGCUCAUAUUCCAGGACUAUGUCGAUUAA